Molecule: messenger RNA, 1110 nt
Organism: Cryptomeria japonica (Japanese cedar)
Lineage: Eukaryota; Viridiplantae; Streptophyta; Pinopsida; Cupressales; Cupressaceae
Exons: 3
Coding region: 337-786 (149 amino acids)
Source: RefSeq, a predicted model, not a curated record
AUUCAUUCUUUCUUUCUUUCCAGAUUGUUUUUUUUUUUUACAGUAGGUAAGAAUCCUUGACUGGUCCAACCGACAGACUUCAUCAUUUUAACGAUUGACCAAUUAUCCGCCUCCAAUUCCGGGGUUUCCAGGUAAUAACACGUGUGAUGGGAAAGCCCAUUUCAAAUAUGACUGGAAAACAGCGAGUGAUUACAUCAUUUGGAGCGCCCCACAUCACCAAUAUUCAAUUGGAAAGCCACAUCUCACGUUUGUAGCACUCCAAAAAAUUCAAUUGGAAAGCCACAUUUAGCUGAAACACGGAGAGAAAAAGGGGUCAACAGAAGUAGUAGUGAGAACAUGGUGGGGAUAUUCUCACGCUUAACAGUGAACAGGUCCGUUCAUCACACUUCUCAACCAUCAUUGAUAUUGGAUGAGAAGGAAGGGGGCGCCCACUCUGGCAAGGACUUACCAGGUGCUUCGGCAGAUAUCCAUGGAGUUGAACCUACAGAAGAAUUCAAGCCUGUAGAACAUCCUCUAGAGCCUCCAGAUAAGGAUCAGCCCGUCAAAUGCCCUCCUCCUGAGCCGUCUAUUCUUCAUGAUGGAAGGAUAUGGAAGGAAAGACGAGAGGCAACUGCAAGGAGGAGAUCUGAAUUGCCUGUUAUAAGGGAAUCUGGGCUUCAAUCACAGGGAUUGCACAGGAGGCGGCAUACAGUUUCAAGCGAGCACCUAAUUUUGCCUUCUUUCAGUUGUCCAGAGCAUACCAUUUUAAAACUUUUGGACGAAUGUAAUGAUCAACCGAUGUCAUAGUUUAAUGUACUUUAUAAUGUUUGAUAGGAGGUGGUAAAUAAAGAAUGCAUCACAUUGUACGCCUCUUUUAAAUUUUAUUCGCAGUCUGUUAUAUUUCUCCAAAUUGGGCCUUGUACAUUCUAGAAUCAUUGGGUCAUAUCGGUGACUAAUGCAUAUGCAAGUUGGACAGGUAGAAGGCCCUUUUUUCUCAAAUCCAUUUGUCUCUUACCGUGCAAGAGUAAUUUCCACCAAUUUCAAAGCUACAAACUCUUCACUAUUUAAUUGGAUUAGGGAUCAGUAUUGUUUUCAUAAAUUUGAAGCUUGUUUACGAUGUGCUUUCUCUUU